AUGGGAAGAAAAAAUGAUGUGUCCUCUGAUCAAGCCAAUGGGUGGCACAUCACGAUAACGUUGACUGAAUCAGAUAUCAACGAUACAAUAACAAUAUCGAAAAAACUUGUUGAAACCAAGUUAGUCCCUUUGUGGGGUGCAAAACGUUCUGCAAAAUUGUUACAACCGAACUCGACUGAGAUGGUGCAUCUCUAUGAGUGUGAAUCUAAAAUAACAACAGCUGUAGGCAUGAAAAGAGACGAAAAUGGAAACUUCAAACUAGAUGGGUGGCAGGGGAUUCAGAGCAAAAGAAAUUACAGGACAGGCGAUGUUAUUAAUUUUUGGUGGGACCAAAAUAACGGUACACUUAAUUUUGAGCUCAUCAUGAUUGCUAAUGAAUCUUCGCAACCUGGUUGCUCUUUUAUGCAUUAA
This is a messenger RNA of Eruca vesicaria subsp. sativa (arugula), 411 nucleotides long. NCBI's taxonomy places the organism in Eukaryota, Viridiplantae, Streptophyta, Magnoliopsida, Brassicales, Brassicaceae. The record is from the annotation of a GenBank genome assembly.